Molecule: messenger RNA, 972 nt
Organism: Epithele typhae
Lineage: Eukaryota; Fungi; Basidiomycota; Agaricomycetes; Polyporales; Epitheliaceae
Product: 2OG-Fe dioxygenase-domain-containing protein
Exons: 6
Coding region: 1-972 (323 amino acids)
Molecular function (GO): dioxygenase activity
Source: RefSeq, a predicted model, not a curated record
AUGCAACGCUUCGUCGUUUCCCGUCAGGCUUUUGCUACGCUCCCGCGUGUAUCCCGUCGCACCCUGGCCAGUGUCACCUCCGAAUGCGUGUCUAAAUAUUCGUGUUCGCGGUCUUCUGUCCCCCGGGCCGCCCACCUCAACACCAGUUUCCCCACUACCCUCGGAUCCUAUCGUCGAUCCUUCCCCGUUCUCAACAACGCCUCCUUCAUCCGUUUCAACCCGUCAUCGGACCCAUCCUUUGCCAGUUCAUCUGAAUUCCGCGAUUGGGUCGCUUCGCUCCAGUCUCACUUCGACGUCCUCCCUGCAGACCCUAACGCACCCGUAAGCGCCGCGCGCUUCCGCCAGUACUCACGGGCCUUCGUCCUUCCCUUCGAAGACAAGCCCCGCGUUUAUUGGGCACCGGGUCAUGUUCGAGACGGAAGCGAUAUCACGUACUACAACCAAGGCGUUUUCAACCCGGAGCAUGACUCUGAGCGACGCGGGAUGCCCUCCAUUCCGCCCCACAUGCGCGUCAGUCCUCUUCUGGAGAAGCUCAUUCUGACCGAUGUCUCCUUGUGCGACUGGUCUAUCGACGAGCUCCGGCACCCGAUAAUCGUCGGUGUGCAUUUCAUUAAGACUGCUCCGUCCGAGAAAUAUCCAGUAUCCACGACGACACCGAACGCAUUGCAUCAAGACGGGCACAAGUUCUCUUUCGUGCACCUGGUCCGGCGGCGCAACGCUGCUGGUGGUGUGAACGUCAUCGCUGGACGGGGUGGUCAAUACGCCGGGCUGCAGCCAGAGGACGUCCCUGAACCCGAUGUGCUCGCACGGUUCUACUUGGAGUCUCCGCUGGACACUUGGGCGGCUUACGAUGAGAAGUGUUCCCACUAUGCGGGUCCGGUCAUGCAAGAGAAAUCGGGCGCUGAACCGAGCGAGCGUAGCGUGAUCAUCUGCGACAUUGAACCGAUGGUAGCGGCUGUCUGCCCGAUUUGA